UUUUGGGUUUCGUUUUUUCCCUCUCUUUUGGCUUUGCCUCCUCCCUGUCCUCAACUUUUUAAAUUCUUUCCAAAUCAACGACAUUCACUCGAUUAAAGCCUGAUUAUUUGUUUUUGGGUUUUUAAUCUCUUCUUUUCGUGUUUCAUGUUUUCGUUUCCCGAUUUCUGAUACGCUUCAUUCCCAAUGGAAUAGACUGAGUGAGGGAGUGAAAGUAGAAGGAUCUCCAACAAUGUCGGGCCAUUCCGAUGAUGAACACUCCUGCUCCAACUCCAAUUCCUUCAGGACAAUUUCCAGUGCUUUAAGUCCCUUCAUUGGGGUUCAUGAUGAUGAAGAUUUCGGUUCAGAGUUCGUCUUCAAGAUCGAACCCAGUUUGCUCAUUGACCCUCGUCGUUUGAAGAUCGGCGAAGUUAUUGGGGAAGGUUCAUGCUCCAUUGUCUAUCAAGGACUGUACGAUUGUCAACCUGUUGCCGUGAAGAUUAUACAGGCAAGCAGAACAUCAGCUAUAAGUCCUGAAAAGAAGGAGAUAUUUCAGAGGGAGGUUAUGUUGCUAUCAAGAGUGAAUCAUGAGAACGUUAUUCAGUUCAUUGGCGCUUCCACAGAGCCGACAUUGAUGAUAAUCACUGAGCUUAUGAAGGGUGGAACACUCCAGAAGUACUUGUGGAGCAUCCGGCCAGAGACCCCAGAUUUGAAAUUUUCCCUUAGUCUUGCUCUAGAUCUGUCACGAGUAAUGGCAUACUUGCACGCAAAUGGCAUCAUUCAUCGCGACUUAAAGCCUAGCAAUCUACUGCUGACAGAAGACAAGCAACGGGUUAAGCUAGCCGACUUUGGGUUGGCCAGGGAGGAAAUAUCUGGUGAAAUGACUACUGAGGCUGGUACUUACCGUUGGAUGGCUCCUGAGCUAUUUAGCAUUGAUCCAUUGCCUGUUGGAGGUAAGAAAUGCUAUGAUCACAAGGCAGAUGUGUACAGCUUCUCAAUAAUUCUUUGGGAAUUGCUGACAAACAAGACUCCAUUCAAAGGCAGAAAUAAUGUAAUGGUGGCAUAUGCCACAGCCAAGAACAUAAGACCGAGUCUUGAGGACAUCCCAGAAGAUAUUGCCCCUCUCUUGCAGUCAUGCUGGGCUGAGGAUCCCAAUGGCCGUCCAGAAUUCACACAAAUCAUAGAUUCUCUUUCUAAUCUUCUUCAAACAUUUGUGUUAAAAGAAUCUUCACUUCCCAACAUGGACGACAAAACAGAGAAGGAGGUGGAUUGUGCAUCAGACACAUCGGCUUCUCAGAGCAGGAGACAGCACAAGGCUAGAAGACAUAGAAGCUCUUCAUUCUGCCUCAAAUGUUGCUACAACUUUUGCUUGUCUGAUUGACCGACAGGUUUUGUUGGGGUUCCAUGUCUUGGCAAAUAGGUGUAAAUGGUCGGAUAGAUUUGUUGAUUUUCACAUACAACUACAGGUUCGUAGGAGAUGGGUUGGUACUCGGAUCCAAUUUUGUAAGAGACACACUGUACAUAAAGGAUAGGCAAAGAAAUAGCAGGUUUUGAUGAA
Molecule: messenger RNA, 1534 nt
Organism: Cucurbita maxima (winter squash)
Lineage: Eukaryota; Viridiplantae; Streptophyta; Magnoliopsida; Cucurbitales; Cucurbitaceae
Product: serine/threonine-protein kinase STY17-like
Exons: 6
Coding region: 230-1357 (375 amino acids)
Biological process (GO): protein phosphorylation
Molecular function (GO): protein kinase activity; ATP binding
Source: RefSeq, a predicted model, not a curated record